AUGCCAUCGUCAACAUCGUCAAUCCUGGUGAUCAGGCCGAACGUACCAGAGCCAGCGCGACGCUACGAGCCUGGUGGAUAUCAUCCAGUUAACGUCGGUGAGAUAUAUAACCAACGCUAUCAAGUGGUUCGACAGUUAGGUUGGGGUCAGUACUCCACAGUUUGGCUCGUCCAAGACACUCGGGAUGGGCGUCCAGCCGCUAUGAAGGUUCUGGUAGGCAAACUUACCAAUGACAAAAGCGGUUGGGACGAAGUUGGCAUACUUAAAACGAUUUUGUCGGUUCAAGGUCCUAACGGAGCACACAUCUGUCUUAUAACUGAGCCUAUGGGUCCCACGGUGCUCUAUAUCUAUGAAUGUGUUUCCCGCGCCAUGCCUCUAUCUUUGGUGAAGCGUAUCUCCAAGCAUGUCCUGCAUGCUUUGCAAUACAUACAUGAAGAGUGUGGCUUAGUUCAUACGGGUGAUAAUAUAUUCAUGACUACACCAUCUGCAAUGGAAUCAGCAAGUGUUGAAUUACACGAGGAUGACUUUGUCUCUACAAUCUUCAAGCUUGCAGAUUUUGGUGCCGCCAACAAGAUAUCAAAUCGCUAUGCGGCGAUCAUCCAGCCUGAGGCUCUACGUGCUCCAGAGGUCAUCAUCGGUGCAGAGUGGGACACUACAGCUGAUAUUUGGAACUUUGGUUGUCUCAUGUAUGAAUUCGCGCGAGGAGCGAAGCUCUUCGAUCCUUCUUGGGAUUGUGAGGUGUCUGGGAUGAACUCUGCGCAAACACACCUCGCACAGAUGGUCGGUCUGCUAGGAGAAAUCCCUAGUACGUUGUUGGAGAAAGGGAAGCGUUCAGAGCUUUACUUUGAUGCCCAAGGACGUCUCCUGCGUUCGGGGGCGUACUUUAUUACUCUUGAGGAGCUCUUGCAAAGGACUGAUCAUCAUUCACCCGAGGACGUUUCUCUAACGGCCGACUUCCUGUCCCAAGCACUGAGGAUCGAUCCACAAAAACGCUGGUCGGCGUCUCAGUUACUGCAGCACCGUUGGCUUUCAAACACGGACCAAAGGACAAAUAAGACUUCACCGAGUACAAUCAUGGACUCUAUAACCUCGACUUUGGCCGAUGCGGGAGACUCGAGACUGCUUUGCCCUACAGAAUUCGCCGCCAUAUUCCCCAAGCAGAUUAUCAGUCACAUGCGUCCCAACCAGACUGCCAAAGCCGGCUUGAUCAACGCGAGAACCAUCCGUCGUAUCAAGGAGCUGUGA
Molecule: messenger RNA, 1245 nt
Organism: Serpula lacrymans var. lacrymans S7.9
Lineage: Eukaryota; Fungi; Basidiomycota; Agaricomycetes; Boletales; Serpulaceae
Exons: 8
Coding region: 1-1245 (414 amino acids)
Biological process (GO): protein phosphorylation; spliceosomal complex assembly; regulation of mRNA processing
Molecular function (GO): protein kinase activity; ATP binding
Source: RefSeq, a predicted model, not a curated record